Hyphopichia burtonii NRRL Y-1933 is the source of this 2600-nucleotide messenger RNA. RefSeq names its product oligopeptide transporter (gene OPT1). Gene Ontology annotation, molecular function: oligopeptide transmembrane transporter activity. The coding region runs from base 133 to 2469 and encodes 778 amino acids. Gene Ontology annotation, biological process: transmembrane transport. The transcript has a single exon. Lineage: Eukaryota; Fungi; Ascomycota; Pichiomycetes; Serinales; Debaryomycetaceae. The record is from RefSeq and is a predicted model, not a curated record.
AUAAAUAGGAGCUAAUCCAAUAUUCUGUAGAAACGUUUUUUUUUUUUGACUUUUUAUUUCUUUUAUGGUUUAAUUGCAAAAAGUUUCUUUAUCUUAGUGCUUUUCCUUUCUAUUUAAUAUUUCACUUUUAAUAUGGAAAAGAUUAGAGACCUUGUCUUCAAGGAUUCUCCUGCCACGGACGAUCAUUUUGAAACCAAGACUGAAUUCGGAGCUUCGGAUGUUCAAGCUUUGAAUCUUUCGAUUUCCAAAUCGAACGAAUUCGAUCCGAUCACUACUAAUGGUGCUUUGGACGAAGUUAUUGCCGAUGAUGGAUACGCUGCUGUUCAUGUUGAAGAUGAUUCUCCAUACCCAGAAGUGCGUUCUGCUGUGCCAUCAACAGAUGACCCAAGCUUACCUCAAAACACCAUUCGUAUGGUUGUUAUUGGGUUUAUUUUGACUACCAUUGGUUCCGGGAUGAAUCUUUUAUUUUCUCUUCAUUCGCCAAGUUUAACCAUUUCUACUUAUGUCACAUCGAUUUUGGCAUAUCCAAUCGGUAGAGCAUGGGAAAAAAUUGUUCCAAAUUGGACGGUUUUUGGCUUACCUUUAAACCCCGGUCCUUUCAAUUUGAAAGAACAUGCUAUCGUUACCAUUAUGGGUUCUGUUUCCUUUGGUGGGGGGACUGCUUAUGCUACUGAUAUUCUUCUUGCUCAAAAUCAGUUUUAUAAAAGUGAUUUCGGAAUUGGUUACUCCCUUUGUAUGAUUUUAUCAACUCAAUUAAUCGGUUUGAGUAUGGGUGGUUUAGCUAGAAAGUUUUUGGUUGAACCAUCAAGUGCUAUUUGGCCAGCAAACUUGGUCACUUCUACCUUUUUAACUAAUAUGCAUAUCAAUGAAAACCAUCCAGCUAAUGGUUGGAGAAUUAGUCGUUUGAAAUUUUUCUCCGUUGUUUUCAUUUGUUCUUUUAUCUGGUACUUUUUCCCAGGCUACAUUUUUCAAUUCUUCUCUUAUCUUUGCUGGUGUGUCUACAUUAAACCAUCAAAUAUUGUUGUUAAUCAAAUCUUUGGUGCAUCGACUGGAUUAGGUUUAUUACAACCAACUCUUGAUUGGAAUCAAGUUAGUGGUUAUAUUGGAUCUCCAUUAAUCCCUAAUGCAACCGUUAUGUGGACUGUUUUGGCCUCAAUUGUUAUAAUCUUUUGGAUAAUUACUCCUAUCUUAUACUAUAAAAAUGUUUGGUACUCUAGAUCUUUCCCAAUUUCAAGUUCCGAUAGUUACGAUAGAUUUGGUCAAGAUUAUGAUGUUAGCAAAAUUGUUAAUGUUGAUACUUUAACUUUUGAUAAAACUGCUUAUCGUGAAUAUUCUCCACUUUUCUUAUCAACUACUUUUGCCAUUUCAUAUGGUCUUUCCUUUGCAUCAACUACUGCUACCAUUGUACAUACUAUUUUGUUCCAUGGUAAAGAUAUUGUUCGUCAAUUCAAAUCAGAAGAAAAACCAGAUGUCCAUUUAAGAUUAGUAAGAAAAAGUUACAGAGAAGUUCCAUGGUGGUGGUAUUUCAUUCUUUUCCUUAUUUCAUUUGCUUUAAGUAUUGCCACUAUCCGUGCUUGGCCAACUGAAAUGCCAGUUUGGGGUUUAAUUGUUGCUUUAAUUAUCGCUGGUGUCUUCCUUUUACCAGUUGGUAUCAUUUAUUCUCAAACUAAUAUCGCUGUCGGUUUAAACGUUAUUUCUGAAUUGAUUGUUGGUUAUAUGAUUCCUGGUAAGCCUCUUUGUAUGAUGCUUUUCAAAACAUUCCUUUACAUCACUAAUAAUCAAGCAGUUUUAUUUGCUCAAGAUAUGAAAUUAGGUCAGUAUAUGCAUAUUUCUCCAGUAACUACUUUUGUUGCCCAAGCUCUUGCUACUGUUUGGUCUUGUUUUGUUCAACUUGGUGUUUUGAGAUGGGCUUAUGGUGCUAUUGACAAUCUCUGUGAUCAACAUCAAGCAAGUGGUUAUACUUGUCCUAAUGGUAGAGUUUUCUUUAAUGCGCUGAUUAUUUGGGGUGUUAUUGGACCUAAACUUUCCUACUCUGCUGGUCAAAUUUACCAUAAUUUGACUUAUUUCUUUUUAAUUGGUGCAGUCUUACCAGUUAUUAUUUGGGCUAUCAGAAAGAAGUACAGCAAGUUCCCAUUAAUCAACACUCCAGUUUUCUGGUCUGCAACUGGUUAUAUUCCACCUGCAAAUUGUUUUAACUACUUCAACUAUUCUUUGGUUGGUUUAAUUUUUGGUUUCUUUAUCAAAAAACGUUAUUUUGCUUGGUGGUCUAAAUAUAAUUAUAGUUUAUCAGCUGGUUUAGAUAUUGGUCUUGCAUGGCUGAUGUUGAUGAUUUUCUUAUGUUUAAAUUUAACUAAUGCAAAAUUCCCAACUUGGUGGGGUAAUUCUGUUAUCGAAACUCCUGAUUAUUUGGGUACUGCUAUCAGUGAUCCAAUCCCAUCUGGUGGAUCGGUUGGUCCUUCUCUGUGGUAAGAGUGAUGUUAUUCUCUUGAUAUGAUUUCUUUUCAAAUAUAAUUUAUGUAAAUAUAUAGGCUUUACUUCUAAUAAUUUUGUUAUCAAUAUAAGGCGAUAAUUUUUAAUGAACAUUGAGUGUUCCCUGUAUA